This is a messenger RNA of Triplophysa rosa, 7043 nucleotides long. RefSeq names its product arkadia (RNF111) C-terminal like ring finger ubiquitin ligase 2Cb (gene ark2cb). The transcript has 9 exons. Bases 2824 to 3726 code for a protein of 300 amino acids. NCBI's taxonomy places the organism in Eukaryota, Metazoa, Chordata, Actinopteri, Cypriniformes, Nemacheilidae. Gene Ontology annotation, molecular function: ubiquitin protein ligase activity; zinc ion binding. The record is from RefSeq and is a predicted model, not a curated record.
AUAUGAGCCCGCUGAAUGUACGAUAUUUACCCCCCCGUUUAUAUUCUAAAUUCGUUAAAGAGAGGAUCUGAAGGAUGGUGUUAGUUCACGUUGGAUAUUUGGUUCUUCCCGUCUUCGGCUCAGUGAGAAACAGAGUCUAUGGAGGCUGAAUCUACAUACUGCAUUAUCAGAUCAUUGUGUUUUAAUGAUCAUCUGUGUUCUGAUCCCUCAUUUCCUCUUUCCAUCAGAAGACGACACAACAUCUCAGAUCUGCUCAGCUCACCUGAGACCAAACACAUUCAAACACAGAGAGCCUAACACAUUCAGACUGUCUAAUCUAUGUGCUGUAGUGUUGUUAUAACCCACAUCAGUAGCUGUAGUAAAGUGACUCAUGUAUGUGCCAUCCAGCUUUGGUAGUCAACAACACGUAUGUAAAUUCCUGUGAAAUGGAUGCAUUUUGUGCUUGAAUAAUAAUCACCGUCCGUCUCCCUGUGUAUUGAAAACCUUUAGGUGUCACCCACCUGCAUAACUGUGCUUCUUCAUUCAUUACCUCUGCCCUUUACACGAUCAUCCAUUAUUUGAGAGAAAAAACAAGAAAACAACAGACAAACGGCAACUUUUUCAAUUGGCUUUAUUGUUCGGCGGAAGCUGCUGAUCACGAAUGAAAGCGAGGAUUUUGCAACCAAAAUGCCAUCCAUUUGGCAGGGAUGUUUUAUAAUGAUCUCCUGCACUGCCAUUAUAUGAAAUACUCUACUAGAGCUCAAAUGUCUAUUGUUUGGUUGUGCUUUCUCUACCUUUUGUUCUGGUAAUAGACUUCAGUGCAUGAUUCAUAUUAUUAUGCUCUUAUUUUGUAACGAUUCUACAUUGAAUAGAGUCCAAUGUAAUCUUUCUGUAGUAAACAUGUACCCUGCUGUACUGUAAUGUGUGCUGUAGCCGAUGCAUCUGCUCAUUGGAUGUGGCUUUUGUUCUGUUAACCCUGUACUGAGCAUGGUGGGCCUUGCUAUCUAUUGAUCAAUGUUGUUUUUAUUUGUUGCAUGGACUUAUUAUGACACCGAUCCACGUAUACUAAUAUUUUUCAAUAAAGAUGAUAGUAUUUUUCCUAACCUCCAGUGUGCUUCUUGCUGAUUAUCAUUUAUUGUCUCUCCCCCCUCCUCUGCUGUGACAAAGAUGGUUUGAUUUCCACGCUUCUCCAUCACGAGACCUCCGUUAGUUGAUCUGUGGUCAUUUACGCCCGUCACUGAGGCACUUGAAAGUGCGCUGCCGAGACUUUGAUAAAACGUUUGAAUGGCGUUCUGUGGGACACGUGCAGCUGCACUUUCAAGUCACCUCAGAGUAAAUGAUCCGGAUUCAAUGUAUGCGUGGCCUUUUUCUGUGGCGUGUCAAGGUGUGUCUACUCAUUUCAUCUUCUAACCGACACAGAUAUGUUUAGCAGCGGCCUUGUGUGAGGAUUAUCAAUGAUUUGCUCUUCACUUCAUUCAUUUAUUCAACUCGCUGUUUUUCUACGGUACUAAUGCCAGAAUCAGAGCGGCGAUAUUUUCAUUGAACGAAUGAUGAAAAGCUGAAAUGAUUUCUUCAACAAACGGACAGACUGCUCUGUCCUCCCUCUCAUCUGUCACACGUGAAUCUUUCACCUCACAGACAUACUGUCAACAUUCCACCUCUGUACUGACAGAGUUUUGUUCUAGAAAAUCUACUAAUCCGAAACAAUUUACAGUGGAUUGAAUCUAGACAUUUUUCAAAUGUUUGUCCUACUGACAAAGAAACACAUUUCAGUAACACAAAAAUGCUGGAUUCAUGUUCUCAUAUCAGGUGUAGUUUUCUGUCCUGCGCUCUUUAUCGCUAGCAAAACUCUUUUGGAUUUCUUCAGCUGAUGGUAGCUGUGAGUGCAAAACGGCUUUCAACAAACUGAAGGUUUCAUUUUCAUCCCACAGACAUGAUGAUUGUGACCUAUCAGAGUAAAACACGUGUGACAUGCGUGCUGCUUCUGGAAGGAAUAAGGGGCCGUGUCCACCGACGUGUUUUUCAAUUGUUUUCAACGGAAACGCCGCGCUUUUAAAAAAGCCAUCAGUUGACUUUUUUUGCGUGCUCAGCGCUGGUGCUAUGCGUUUUUCCCACGAUCAGCGCCGGGCGUUCGACCGUGCGCCCAGAGUUGAAAAAUGCUCAACUUUGGGCAGAACGCUGCGCCUGCAGCAGGCGUUUUCAGCCGCAUAAAUGCACCUCGGUGGACACAGCCCCUAACAGAGGUCUGAGUUCAGAUUAGAUGGAUGUUCUGGAAAAAUGUCAUUGGAUUUGCAGUUUCUUUAAAAAAAAAUGCAUGACAAACACACUUGAUGAUGCGUGAGUUGUGUCCAGAGCAUUAUUUCAUGACACGCGUGUGGUUUUGAGUUGAUGAAUCAGCAGCACGACAGCUGUGAAUCUCUUCAGUUUUCAUCUGCUGUCAGUAAAACAAACUGAAAGUGAUGUUGAGGUGAGGAGACACGGACUGUCUUCACACAACACAACACAACAAUACACUUCACACACACACACACACACACACACACACACAUGAUGUCAUCUCAUCAUAAUACACAUUUAAUCACAAACAUGACAUUUUAAGGAAUCUCAACUAGAUUUUGAGCGAUGUUUGCUAAAUGAAGCAGUCGGUCAGAGCCGUUCAUGUCCACAUUUACGGUACGAACAGGAUGUAAAACCUGAACUGAUUUGUGUGGAGAAGAACAUGCCUCAUCUGUUUCAUAAUAACACACGUGAGGAUCUCAUUUUAACAGGCAUCAGCACAGUCAUGCUACCUCCUGCCGUCAUUUCCACGUCGGCCCGCAGACACAGAUCCCCGUGGAAUUCCCCAUGCCUCAUCCAGGACAAUCUCAGACGGGGAUCAGCCAUCACCUCGGGCCCGCUCACCAGCCGCCCGCCGCCGCGUUACAUCCGCCCCUCGGCCACAUACCAGCACCACCUUUCCAGGACAUCCCGAGCCCUCCCUUCCUACCUCAGGCUUUACACCAGCAAUACCUCAUCCAACAGCAGAUCCUGGAGGCCCAACACAGGAGGAUCCUUCCACAGCCCAGACACGCUCAAGACAGAGCCCUGCACCACCCGCAGACGCUGCGACCGCCGUACGAUUACCCCCCGUCCCUUCACGUUCCUCCACCCGCAGGCCUUCCACAGCAGCCUCAGCGUUAUCUGGCUGAAGGAACAGACUGGGAUCUGAGUGUGGAUCCGGCUCUCCCGCAGUAUCACAUUCCCCCUCUCUCACAACAUUACCAGCAUUACCUGACGUCUCCACGACUCCAUCACUUCCCCAGAAACACAACCACAGCACAAGUGGUCGUCCAUGAGAUCAGAAACUACCCGUAUCCUCAGUUACACCUGCUGGCUCUGCAGGGACUCAGUCCGUCUCGACACGCGUCUGCCGUACGGGAGAGUUAUGAGGAGCUUCUGCAGUUGGAGGACAGACUGGGGAACGUGAACAGAGGAGCCCUGCAGAGCACCAUCGAGAGAUUCACGUUUCCUCACAAAUAUAAGAAGAGAAGACCUCUGGAGCUGAAGAUCGGGAUGGACGAGGAAGAACUGGACACGGAUGAAAAAUGCACGAUUUGCCUCUCAAUGCUUGAAGACGGAGAAGAUGUGAGGAGGUUACCCUGCAUGCAUCUCUUCCAUCAGGCGUGUGUUGACCAGUGGCUGGCCACCAAUAAGAAGUGUCCCAUCUGCAGGGUAGACAUUGAGACGCAGCUGUCCCCCGACAGCUGAUGUCUCGCGUAGCACUAACAUCUCAAGUCCUGUCGUCUUUCUCCGUGGGUACUUUGCCAAAUGUGUCGUCUCUAUCACCUCUCACCUCUGACCUUUGCCUUCUGAGCCAACCCACGAUGUAGAACAGGGAGGAACGCAGAAGCACGCGGAGAAGAUUUCAUCGAGUCACACGAGACGCUCUCCUCAGAACCACCCACCAUUUUCAGUGGGUCACGAACGAAGCAUUGCAGCAUAAACCAAUAUAGUAGGCGAGAGUCAUGACUUACACGCGUGUGUGUUGUAUUCAUCACAGGUGAUGAUGCUUGAGUCAUUGGUGUGGUGUACCAGUAAGAGCAGGCUUGCCAUAGACAUGAACUGUGACCCGUCUGUAUUUUGUGCUCGCUUACAAACGUGGAGGAUUGUGGGAAUUAAUGCAUGAGGAGGACGUCUCCCGCGAGAGAUUCUACUAAUCCUGAAGACACUCACUGUGUUCUUAACGCGAGUGAAACAUGUUACCGCGAUGCCUGUAGUAGCACAAGCACACGUUUAUAACCGUCUCCGUGAGUCUCGUGACGUGUGUGGUUUCGCUCGCUCGUCAUACCGUGCAUGAAGUCCGUUCGCGCGCGCGCUGCCAUUUCUAGAGGACACAAGGGAGUAAAGCCAUUCGUUUUCUAGAAACCAAACAUUGAUUUUUUUCUACGCCGUUCGCGGUCGUUCUCUUUGUCGCUUACGGUGGCCGAGCUGUGUGUACACAACACAAGUAGCUUCAAUGCUGGAAGAAAAUAUUUAUUGUCGUCUUAACGUCGCGCGAUUCUUUCACGUUUCUUGCUUUUGCACCCGGUUUCCUUGUGUACAGUGCACUCCAUCCAAAUAAAACGAGGGAACGGAUCCGUUGUGACAGCACGUGGUGUGAUUUCGUUGACGUUUCCGUUACGCUUCACCCUGACUGACCACUUUUAAUGUACGUGACGUAACUGUUGUUAACCGUAGCAUUUCAGCAGACGUUGUUGUUUCGACGAUAUGACGACGUCGUUUUUGGAUUUCGCAUUGUGCGUCUAAUAAUAAUAAUAAUGAUUAUAAUAAUGGUAAAUUGUGGUGGUGGUGAUGAUGAUGAUGCGCGUUUCUGCUUUUUUCGUUGCGUAGUUUACACACGAGAUCGUGCGUCCAAAUGCCUUAAGUAUUUAACAAUCAUAAUUUAUGACUAACUUUACCUGCUCUGGGUGCGCGUUUUAAGUUCUCAACUAGUAUCGCAAUGUAAUCGAUUUAUUUAUUUACGUAAGAAAAGCGUGUGUGUGUGUGUAUAAAUACCUCAUCGUGCUGUAAUACUUUAAUGGGAGUGCUUUGCAUGCGGUCGUACAAGUGUCAAAACAAGCGAAAUAAAACCCAAGGGCGUGCUGAAAUGUGUUCGUAUGUGGUGCUGUAGUUUUUGGUUACAUUCCAUUCAUGCAAUUUCAUCGAGUCGUUCAGCUGUGAGCUCGUUCAUACGGACUGGAAUAGUUUUGCAUGUUUCUCCGCACACAUGCGUCACUGUUGUCGUCAUUUCAACAGCUGGUGAAUCUGUGUGUGUUUUCUAAUAGUGAUGACGAGUGAGUUUAGCUGUGAUUAAAGCUGCUUGUCUUGUACUCUUUGGGCUUUAAUUUAUAGUUUAGCGUUCGAAUUCGGUGUCGGCCAGCUCUCUGUGCACUGCGCUCGAGUUUGAUGACGAUUCUUUGAUUUUCCCGUUAGAGAAGCCCGUUGGGUUUCUUUUUCUUCUUUUUGUGUUGGUUCUUUAUAAGAGGGGCUUUAAAACGUCUGAAUGCAUUCGUACAGCUAGUAUUGUGGUACAAUAUAGUAUAUUUCAAGAGUUUGGUUCCAAAACGAGAUAAGUCCGUUUAAAAAAAAAGUCAAAAAUCAUGUUUUUUUAUUGUGCAUUCCAAUUAAUUUCAAUCAAAUUGUAGUUGCUUUGUUUUGAUUUAAAGGGUAACUCCGGCCAAAAAUGAAAAUUCUGCCAUUAAUUACGCUCCCUCAAGUAGCCUAUUUUUCCCCAAAACGCAAAUUAAGGUAGUUUUGGAAGCUUUCUGACUCCUCUAUAGAUGGCAACGCAACCAAUCUUCAAAGCGCUGAAAGUGCCUAAAGACAUGGUAAAAUAGUCCACGCGACUCCGGUUGUUCAGUAUUAAUUAAUUAAUAUACUGCGACGAGGAUAUUUUUUGUGCGCAAACAAACAAAACUAACGUUCCGGUGUCGGCAUCGCUCGACGCAUGCGCGUUCUGACGUAGAGCCUGCGUGGUCAGAACGCGCAUGCGUUGAGUGAUGCUGACAUUGGAUGCACUGUCAUGUGGCUCGUGUGCACCUUAAUUUGCGCUUUUGGGAAAAAUGGAGGUCAUACAGAUGUUAAACUACUUGAGGGUGAGUAAUUAAUUGCAGAAUUUUCAUGUUUGGGCGGAGUUACCCUUUAAGCCAUAAUAACUCAAAAAAUACAGCUAACACACACAAUAAAACACAACAAAAACACGGUAACGUAAUAAAAACAUGAUUUUUGAAAAAGUUUAAAAACGGAGCUAUCUCAUUUUGGAACCAAACUCUUUCUUUCUUAUGAUGUCACAUUUUCACACGUAAUUUAGCUUUGAAACCCCCAAAGUUUUGUUCUGCCAAUAGAGUGUUGUGGAAAACUGAAUACAUCACUGAAAUGUGACGUCCUAGUUCUAGUGUGCAACCUAAUACGACACACGAGAGUCGUACCAGAACAGUGUGUGUGUGGGGGGAAUAAUGGCUUUAUAUUUUUUUCUGAUUUGUGUCUCUAGCCUGUGUAGCCUUGAAGUGGUUUUGAUUUGAUCGAUUGAUUUCUCCAGCAGAUUUGACAUAAGCAAUAGUAUUAUUAUGUGUCUAACGCUAACAGACUGAACCCUAGAUGAUCCUAAAGCACAAGUUCUGUAAUGCAUGUCUUUCUCAGGUUUUAAUAUGCGUAUGAGAAUGAGUACAUAUGUUAUAUAUCUGAUGUUCUUCUGCUGCUGACAAGAAAACAAAACAAAGCAUAACAAAAAACACGUGAAAUAACCUGCCAGUGAAGAGGACGAUGAUCCUGCUGUGUGCCGUUACUGCGCAAUGUUUUCUGACAUGAAUAUUUUAUAGCUCAAGUAGAAAAAUAUGUAUUGACAAUAUUUAAGCAAUAGCUUGGUGAUUAUAAUGUAUGAUAGAUAAGUGUAUAUUGCGUAAAAAAAGAAAAUCUUAGAUUCACUUUUGGUGGAUUUUGUACUGUAUUUAUUACUAAUGACGAUGCAAAAAGUUGCAUAGCUUAACCCAAAUUUUUCUUUUUUAAUUUCUUGUCUUGUUUAUGACCCUUUUUGUAUGUGUUUUUUU